This is a messenger RNA of Ctenocephalides felis (cat flea), 1827 nucleotides long. Its product is annotated as probable serine/threonine-protein kinase clkA. The transcript has 8 exons. The record is from RefSeq and is a predicted model, not a curated record. The annotation marks the transcript as partial. Gene Ontology annotation, molecular function: zinc ion binding; nucleic acid binding. NCBI's taxonomy places the organism in Eukaryota, Metazoa, Arthropoda, Insecta, Siphonaptera, Pulicidae.
AUGAAACUUAUUUUUCCACAAGCCAAUAAUCAAGAAGUAAAAGCAAAAGAAGAUGUUACCUGGAAUAAGGCUUACCAGAAUUAUGUUGAUGGAUUGCAAGUUGUAAAAGAAAUUCCAGUUGUUCAAGCUGAUUAUACAUCAAAUAAUGCACUCAAUUUUCAAAAUAUCCUUACAAAACAAAAUCAGAAUCAAACACCAUUUACUGAUAAAAAUGAAGGAUACGAGUUUAAUAAUAACAAUCAUCAACAAUCAUCAGAAGGCCGUAUUCAAAAUCCUUACCAUUUGCAAGAUAACCUUGGCAAUGAUUUAUUAAAUAAGACAUUUAUUGAAUCUAAUGAUUUAAUUAGCGAUUUGAGGAACAUUGCACCAGAGCACCUAGUAAAUAAUUUGAAUGAUGAUUCAAAUCUCGAUAGCAUUUCAAUGGGCUUAACAAAUGAUGUAAAAGACUUCAUUGUUGAAUUUUUUGAGGAAGAGCAAAAUGCUGAAACGAGAAAUCCUUAUUGGGAAGAUAAUAUGAAUAAGUACUUUCCAUCUGAAACAAAAAGUAGUUCAGAAAUUGAACAAUUUAAUGAUAAUGCUGACAAAUAUAUGAAUGGCAAUGAUGAGAUGCCUUUGAAUUUAGUUAUAAGAGAAAUUGAUGUACCGAUCAAUCAAGAAAGCUUUAAUAAUAUUUUUUAUCAUACAACUUACACAUCUAAUUCAGCAAAUAAAGCGAUAUGUAAAUCUACUUGGAGUGAGGAAUAUAUGAAUAGCCAAAAUGCAAAUUUUUGGGCAUCAUACAAUGUUAACAAGCGACCAUAUGAAUUUUCUGGAAUAAAUGACAACCAGAGGGUAAAGACAUCGGAAGAAAAAAUGUUGGAAGAACACUUCCAAAAAACAUUCAUUGGAGGUGAGCCUGGCAUGAUGGUUUAUAAUUCUGAAAUUCAAGAAAAUAAUAUGAAUUUGACUCAUUUUAAAUAUGAAUGCCAUGCAUAUGAUAGUGGAUUUGGCGGACAUGGAGGUGGUGGCGGAGGCGGUAGCGAUAACAGGCGUGGUGGUGGUGGUGGCUUCUCUAAUUAUUCAGAAACAAGAAAUUCAACAAAAAGUAAUACUUAUUCAAGUUAUCAAUCUACAUCAGGUGCAUAUUCCUCUGGUUCAUCUUCACGAGUUACCAAUGAUAAUAGAGAUAAUUCCUUUUUCCCAAAUAAAUCAGAUGACAAAACUAGAUCACAUGGUGGUGAAACUGACUUUAAUGUAAAUGAUGAUUUUGAUUGUAUGAUUACAGAUAUGGAUUGGGACGAUAACUUUAAUGAAAAUGGUAUUGUUGACAGCAGCAUACAACAGAACGAUAAUAGCAACUCAAAUUACAGCAGCACCAAAUUUACUCGUAAUUAUAAAAGUCUAAGGGCACAAACGGAAAAUAAAGACUUUUCAACUAAUCAGAAACAAACAUAUGGAGGGAACAGUUCCGGCUGGCAUCAAACUAAACAUUCUAAUAGAAAGCAAAAUGAUGAAAAAGAGGUUUUAUGCAGUGGCUGCCAAGAAAACCAGCUAGAAACUGUAAAAAAAGAGGGUCCAAACAAAGGCAGAAAAUUUUAUGUAUGUCCCAAACCUAUGGAACAACAGUGUAAGUUCUUUGAGUGGGCAGAAGAUGAACCUGAGCAUGAUAGCAAUGAAUCAACUAACAACUGGUCAAGUAAACCUUCAAAGUCAAGAAAGACUUCAACUACAGUUUCAAAGAGAAAAACAACUUCUAAGGCAACUGGUACAAAACCCACUUCAAAAAGAAAAUGUGGCCAAUGUCGACAGGAAGGACACACAAUUAAAAAUUGUCCAAAUAUUAGCCAU